Messenger RNA from Entrophospora candida, 2481 nucleotides. The record is from the annotation of a GenBank genome assembly. Lineage: Eukaryota; Fungi; Glomeromycota; Glomeromycetes; Entrophosporales; Entrophosporaceae.
AUGCAACCAGCGGCGGUUUCCUCUUCAAAUAUUCCCACUGAUUUGUCAGGUAUAAAAGCUACAGAAUAUCAACGUUCUUACUCUUGGAAACUACCAAUGGUUAAUAAAGUUAAACAAAAAGAAUUUACAAAAUCUGAAUAUCAACGAGAAUUUACCUGGAGAGAUAAUAAUAACAACAACACUAAUUUAAUAUCUUCAACAAGUACUACUCCGAUACCACCUUCGCCUAUACCACCCUCUCCAAUACCGCCUUCACCUAUACCACCACCUAUAUCAUCAAUUAAUAAUAUUAGUAAUGAUUUAUCAAAAUUGAGACUUACCUCUAAAUCUACUCCAUCUUUAUUAAAUGAUAUUGCACUAUUACCUGAUAACAGCCACAUUGAUGUUAAACACAAUGCUGAUCGUCUCUCAAAAAAAAUAAGAUCUUAUUCAAUGUAUUCACUUCACGACCAAUUGAAAACAUCAGAAACUGCUCAAGAUUUAUCAGACCCCUUGGAAUCAGAAUACAAAAGAAAUUUUGUUAAUUGGAAUGAGUAUGGUACUGCGUCAAGAGAAGACGCUUAUCUCAACAAUAAAGAAUCAAUCGAUUUGACUUCAAAUAGAACGAAUCAUGGUAGAAGAAGAGGCUCUUGGUCUGCUCCUUCAUUACCCGCUACUCUUAAAUGGUUAGAAAACGUAGAUGUCAGUAAUAAAUCCUCUUUGCGUGACCCUAAUAAACAACAAUCUUCUAUUUCUAAUAAUGUUGCUGCCAAUGGUUAUGAUGGGUAUGAUAAUGAUGAUAAUAUCGUUACUAGUAGAAGUGGCAGAUACCAUUCCAAAGAUCAUAUACCUUCGGCAUCAAUCAUAGCAGCUGGAGUCCCUAAUGAUAAACCAUACCAUAACGGUGGUGUACAUGAAAUUUUUAGUGAUGAUACUCGUUAUUACAAUGAUCUUAAUUAUUCUUAUUACGAUAACAAUAAUAAUAAUAGUAAUAGAAAAAUCCAUGAAAAGAAUCGUGUAUUUGAUGAGUAUUAUGUUGAAAAUAAUAAAAAAUAUAAUAGACAUGAUUCAUCAUCAUUACCUUAUGAUGAUAAUAGAAAAGAAUAUCGUGAAAAUAAUAAUAAUGGUUAUUAUGGCGAUGUUGUUGAUCAUCAUAAUAUUAAUAAUAGAAAAGAUUAUAUUGAUGAUGAUAGGAAAUAUCGUGAAAAAUCGCAACGUGAUGUUGUUGAUCCUCCUCGCCCUUAUCCUCAUAGCAAUAACAACAAAUAUCCGUCAGAUGAGUAUUUUGAAGCCAAUGGACGUGAAAAAGAUCAAUACAAACAUAAUAUUACUAACAAUAGCAUUGAUCUUCAACGCAAUAUUGGUCAUUCAAGAGAUACUUCAUACACUUCAUCAAAUAGAAGUUCAAUUUAUGAAGACCAUCAUCUUAUUCAACUUCAACAACAGCAUCGUAAUCAACCCUCACCACCUUCUCACUUGGAUGCAUUUCGUCACAGGAAUAGUUUCAGUUCUAAUAGUUCUGUAUCAACACCAAGCACCCCUGUAAGUCCAAAUUAUUAUGAAGCAAGCGAUUUGAAAUGGAAGAAAAAUCCAUCACCAUCACCUGUAACUGAGCCUCAAAUUUACAAGGAUCAAUUAUACACAAAUGUUUUGGCCUCUAAUAAAGCUAACGUUACUGAUGAUGGAUAUUAUUAUGAUGAUGUUGCUAAUAAAAGUAGUAAACAUCAACAACCUUACGUUAGUAGUAAAGGUUAUAUUAGCAAUAAUGGUGUCGUCGGUGACGGUGAUCCUUACAAUGCAUACAAUAACAAUAGUUCAAGGCAUUCUGCAUCUUCAACACCCCGUUCCUACAACUCGUUAUACUCAACGCCGACACCAAGAUCAACAAGUCCUACACGUGAUUCAUACAAUAACAAGAAAUAUAGUCAUCAUCGUAUGAUCUCAUCUCCUACAAUGUCACCGACAUAUUCUUCUCGACCGCCAUCACGUGCAACCAGUGUUAGCAGUCAUGCUACAUCGAUAGAAGAAGAAUCUGCGAUAUUAACUGAUAUUUUAAAGGAAGCUGACAAUGCUACACUUAAAAGUUUAACUGAUCAAAUGACGAGUGUCACGAAUAGUAAAAGGUUACCUACUUCAAAUAAUAAUAUUAAUGGUAGAGCUACACCAUCUUCAAAUAAUAUUAACGGUAGAGCUACACCAUCAUCAAGAAAUCCAAAAAGUAAUAUUAUGGUUGGUAGUAAUAAUAAAAGUAGUUAUAAUAAAAGCAAUUCAGCUCCUAGUACACCUGGGUUUAAUGCCAGUAAAAGUAAAGGUCAUAAAAAGCCAUCUUCUGCAUCUUCAGUAUCUUCGAUAACUUCAUAUCGUGGUGAUAUAAGAUCAGGUGCUUCAACCCCUAGUACCGGUACAAAUUUCUCCGCUGCAAGAGAGGCAUUGGCAAGAGCCAGGUUACAGGUUGAACAGAUGUUGGAAAUUGUUGAUAAUGGUGGUACUAUUGAUUUUUAA